AUGAUCUCCACCAUCCCCCCACCCCGGCCCGUGUCGGUCAAUUCCUUGGCCAGAACCUCGAUCCCAGGCGCUACGACAACCGGCCAAAAGACCAACCGCAUCACCAGUGCGGAAGUUUCAUGCCAUGACAACUCUCUGUCCUCAGUUUCAACCGUAACCCAGAAUCUGUCUUCGAUAUCUCCGGCAUCACCCGUAUCCGCAUCUACAAAUUUACAACCGCCACGUCGCGCAACAUCACCUUUUGCCAAUUUGCCAAUCGAAAUCCAUGAAGUAAUCCUUGAUCACCUCUUCGGCGAACGGGUUUCAGCGUUUAUCACCACGACGACGGGCAAAUCAUCGAGCCAGAGCUGGAACAAGGCCCUUCGUCACCCGCGGCGCAAAGCGCUGUCGAAUUUGGCCUUGAUCUCGCGUGUGUGGACGCCUCUGGUUCAAAGCCGUAUCUACCGACACAUCAAGGUCAAAGGGACCACGGAAGGAUUGGCAGAAUGCGCCGAGUGGUUCUCAGAGCACCCACAUCUCACCAACCAUGUCCGUCACAUCGAAGUUUGGAUUCCUGUCUGGGGGAGCCGAGCGAGUCGACCACCCCCACGCCAGCCUCGAGGACGACGGUUGGAUGCAACAGAUACCAGGAAUGUUGAUGCGAUUAUGGCGACGCUGUGGGCUCAUUCAGACCCCUCUCACGGCAACGACAUCCAUUAUCACUGUGCCACGCACAAUGCCACCUUAGACGAGAUCUUUCAACUCAUCCAGAUCUUCUUCUCGGCAGCUCGGGUGCUGACCCUUGAAGGAGGACAUUGCAAGAACCCACCGAUGGUCCAACACUUCCGGAACCACUCGAAUACCCUCGUCGGGCGACAGCGCCUCUCGGUCCUGCCGAACAUCCAGACUCUGGUGAUGCGAGGGUCUUGGAACCUGAUGCGAGACUCGGGACACUGGUACAAUUUGGCACGAGCGCUACCGGCACUGCGAGAGUGGCACUGUGGCUAUGCUCAGCCUCAGCCUGAAGUCUACUUCACCAUGUCCCAGAUCCUAGUGCGGCCGCCGCGCUCGGUACGUCACGUCAACUUGAGCCUGGAAGGAUUUUACAACAACAAGGACACUCUGAAAGGAUUGUUUGGCACACGAACGAUGCUUCCACCCAUCUGUCAGUUGUUGGGUGAGCUUGCACCGCGUUUGGAGUCCUUGGCCUUUACUGGCAAGAUCUGUGCCACGUUCUUCCAAGCGCUUCAAUACCAGAUUGCUAACUCGCCAACCCGGAUGCGCCUAAAAUCACUGGAUCUUGUAGUCAAGACCUGCUGCGCCGGCAAAGGCCUGCAAUCUGGCCAACUGCCAUUCACCUUGAGCUCAGAGCUGUCGGGCAUCACUAACAUGGGUUUCAUCUACGCGUUUGAGAAAAUGGUGAUUGGGGCUGUGCAGUGUCUGUCGGGGCUCCCUGCCCUGGAUUAUCUGCGCAUCCGCUUCAUCGACCUGGAUUCGCCAUGCCCGUUACUCAACCCAUACUUCCAACUCAUCGGCGAUCAGUGCGCGGGCUUGUGGAGCUAUCCUAUUCUUGACGCUCUGCGGAUCAACCGACCGGAGGCCCACUUUGUUGAGUUGGCCGAUGGCAUCUACCCACAGUAUGGGCCCAACCAGCAGAUCGUGGGCGCAGUGUACCCCCGUGCCCGACCCCGAAGUAUCCAGGCGUGCAUGUACAAGAUUAUCGCCGAUGCGUCCAAGUCUUAG
Messenger RNA from Penicillium alfredii, 1722 nucleotides. RefSeq lists its product as uncharacterized. The transcript has a single exon. Lineage: Eukaryota; Fungi; Ascomycota; Eurotiomycetes; Eurotiales; Aspergillaceae. The record is from RefSeq and is a predicted model, not a curated record. Bases 1 to 1722 code for a protein of 573 amino acids.